AUGUUGUCCAAGUUAUCUCUCACAGGCAAAAUAGUAUUUCUCUCUAUUAUACUGCAAGCCAUAAUAGUAUCAGUACUAGAAUGUCUUGUGGUCUAUUUUCACGUUAACUAUGUAUCGCACUACACCUUGGACAAACAAGGUCAAGGCAUAUCCGAAGCAGACUUGAUAUAUCAUGCAAUAUUUAUCCUCUCGUUAGGUUUUCAAAUCGUAAUAGCGGCGGAUGCACUGUGGCAUCGUAAUGUAGUUCAAUUAUUGUCUCUGGUCGUGUUCAACCUCCUUUCACUCAUCUACGCCUCCAUACAACUUUAUCAACACAAAAUAUUGGAGGAUAGAGGAUUGAGUUCAGAUAUCUUUAAUCCUUCGAACGACUUCCCGACACACGAAUACACCAUGAAUUAUUAUGAAUCGAGGAUGAGACCUCUGGAAUACGUCAUCAUUGGGAUGGUGUCGGGAUUUUCAUUAUUCCUCGGGCUCCUCUCUAUAAAUCUCACAAGAGAAUUUGGAUGGGAGAAUUAUAAAACUUAUUCUGCCGACAUGGAUAUUCGUAAAGCAUACGUAUCACUCUCUGUCUUACAAACGUUAAUAAAGUUGGAUAUCUUCUUUAUCGGUUCAUACGCAAUCCAACUGAUACCUUCGCAGAAGAUUGGUUAUAACAUGUCGAUUGUGGAAAUCGUUCUGAUUUUCUUUUGUGGCACCAUGAUCUUGUUAAUAUCCUGGUUCUCGAUAGUUCACGAGAUGAAAUAUCUCUUGCUCUGUGUGAUCAACAUGCUAUGCAUCUCGUUGAUUUAUUUGAUCUAUGAACUGGUCAGAAUUAACAUUGUGAAGGAUCCGGAUCCAUACGAAUUCACACGAAGAUUCUUGACAUUCUUCCUGUCCACCACUUGGUGUUUGAUAUUUUUCACCGUUGUGUAUUCAAUUAUUUGCUUUAGAAACAUGAUGAAGGGAAUUUAUGUGAUAACGGACGAAGAGGAACUAGAGGAGAACCCAAGAAAAAAGAGAUUUUCAAGAAUAUUGUCACCUACCCACAAACCGACAUCAAACAGACAAAGCGCAAUUGACCAACGGCGAACAAGACUUUCUAGGAGAGAAACAUUGGAUUAA
Acaulospora morrowiae is the source of this 1101-nucleotide messenger RNA. NCBI's taxonomy places the organism in Eukaryota, Fungi, Glomeromycota, Glomeromycetes, Diversisporales, Acaulosporaceae. The record is from the annotation of a GenBank genome assembly.